Malaclemys terrapin pileata is the source of this 2648-nucleotide messenger RNA. It is a transcript of the gene PLEKHF2, whose product is annotated as pleckstrin homology and FYVE domain containing 2. The record is from RefSeq and is a predicted model, not a curated record. The transcript has 2 exons. NCBI's taxonomy places the organism in Eukaryota, Metazoa, Chordata, Testudines, Emydidae. The coding region runs from base 254 to 1003 and encodes 249 amino acids. Gene Ontology annotation, molecular function: phosphatidylinositol binding; metal ion binding.
AAGCGCCGCGAAGCCCUUCCCCUCCUCUCCCAAGAUGGCGAUGGCGGCGGCGGCCCCUCCCCCUAGAUCCCAAGGGCUGGGGCGGGGCCCCUGGAGCCCGUCCUCCCGCAGCUGCGGCCAGGGACGGUUAUGUGUGAGCGCGGCUGGGCGGCUGUGGGACGCGGCUGGCAGUUAGCAGGAGCGAGCGCAGCUGGGGCCCGAGCGGAGAGAGCUGCGCGCGCCGGGCCGGCUCCCCCGGAGAUACCUGUAAAAGAUGGUGGAUCGCUUGGCAAACAGUGAAGCAAAUACUAGACGAAUAAGUAUAGUGGAAAACUGUUUUGGAGCAGCAGGUCAACCUUUGACUAUUCCUGGUCGUGUUCUGAUUGGAGAAGGAGUGUUAACAAAGCUGUGUAGAAAGAAACCUAAAGCAAGACAGUUUUUCUUAUUCAAUGAUAUUCUUGUCUAUGGCAACAUUGUUAUCCAGAAGAAAAAAUACAAUAAACAGCACAUAAUUCCACUGGAAAAUGUCACUAUUGAUUCCAUCCAAGAUGAAGGGGACCUACGGAAUGGGUGGCUUAUCAAGACACCUACAAAAUCUUUUGCAGUUUAUGCUGCCACUGCCACAGAGAAGUCUGAAUGGAUGAGCCACAUAAAUAAAUGUGUUUCUGAUUUGCUUUCCAAAAGUGGGAAGACUCCCAGUAAUGAACAUGCAGCUGUCUGGGUACCUGACUCAGAGGCUACUGUUUGUAUGCGUUGUCAGAAAGCAAAAUUUACACCUGUCAAUCGUCGUCACCACUGUCGCAAAUGUGGCUUUGUUGUAUGCGGACCCUGUUCUGAAAAGAGGUUUCUUCUUCCCAGUCAGUCCUCCAAGCCUGUGCGGAUUUGUGACUUCUGUUAUGAUCUUCUUUCUACUGGGGAGAUGACUACUUGUCAGCCCACUAGAUCAGACUCUUACAGCCAGUCACCUAAGUCCCCUUUAAAUGAUGUAUCCGAUGAUGACGACGAUGAUGAUAGCAGUGAUUAAGGACCAAAUAUUGUUUUCAGGCGUUGCAAUUGGUGUUUUGAACUAUAAAGAGCUGCUUUUGGGGAAACCUGUAGCCAGACGCCUCUGAAAUUCUAUUCUAGCCAUAAAAUUUGCCUGAGUAUCUUCAACUACAAUGUGCCUCAAUACGAAUGCUCUAGACAAUAGGCUUUUCACUCUUCUGCAGGGAUAAACUGUUGCAAAUAUAUCAGAUAAUUUUCCAACUUCUUAUACUUGAGUUAUGUCUAGAGUAGACUUUUUGUUGAAGAUUGGAAAAUUCAGCGUAGCUUUCUUUAUUUAACAAUCAUGCUACAUUAUUUGAUAGUGAUACUUUAUCAUUUCUGUUUCUUUAUAUGGUAAAAUAAUAAACAUGCAUGAAACUAUGAUAAAUAUAUUUUGGUUAAUUCCAUCAAAUGUUUAGCUUUUUCUAACCAUGUUAUGUAAUGAUAAAUUGAAUUGACAUUUUGAAACAUAUAUUCAUACUUUAAAUGUCACUAAUUUGGGGGGGGGAAAUUGUUUUGCAUUUAUUUAUGACAAGCAGUGCCUUGUAAUGACUGUGGUGUUUCAGGAAGAAACAAACCUGUUGCAUACUAUCUGGAUUUGCAUGGCACAGAUAUCUGAGAAAUUGAUGGUGCUAUUGAAAAUAAUUGCUGUGGUAAAAUAAGGUUUUGGAAAGCACAUUAUUGUAUUCACACCAAUGCAGUGAGUGACUAUGGCCCCAAUCAUGUAACCUAAUCUGUGAGGGCAGUCCCAGUACACGUGCAGAUUCCCACAAACUUGAGUGGGCUUCCACAAAAGUUGUAGAGGCUCACUCGCAUGCAUCAAAUUACUGGGUCAAUAUCUCUGGUGGAUAAAUUUAAUCUGAUCUUCUCCACAUGGUUAUACAAUCUUAUUUCUCUUCAAAAUAGUUUUAAGAUUUCUUGCAUUUUUAUAUUUUAUAGGUAUCAGAAAUAAUAAUUGACAAUUGCAUUGUUAAAUUUUGACUGGUGGUUUAAGUAACAUUUUGUUGCUGAAAUUUAUUAAAUUGUUCUGAAUUGCUUCCCAACACAACACUAAUUUGUUUGUUUCACAUUAGCAGGAGGUAUUUUUAGGUGAAGAUUGGAAUUUAUUUUUAAAUAAGCUAGUGUGAAAAAUUUCUGACCAACAAUCUGUGAACACCUUUGUAAAAAUGGCUCUUCUUUAUACACAACAGACCUCAAGUUAAAAGGGGAAUGCAAAUUAUUUCCUUUUAAACAUUUUAUUUAUAUAUAUACAUACACAUAUACACACACACAUGACCAAGAAAGCUGUAACAAAGUUACAGAAUGGUCAGUGCAGAAAAUGUCUCUAACAGAGUUCACUUUACUUUUAUCAAGUUUUUUUACAAAAGUGUGAUAUUCCUAUAUAAAUGUAAAAGUUAGCUUUGUGAAAAUUUGUAAAACCCUAAACCUGUUGACAUUUCUAUAUUUUUAUAAUAGUCAAUUUUUAUGUGGAAAAAACCUCUGAAAUAAUUGUAUGGGAAUAUAGUAGCAACUGAUUUUAUAAAAAAAAAUGUUAAAUUUAUAUAUAGAUCUUUGUUUAUUAAGUGACAAUUUCUGCACUGUUUGCCUUGGCUGGCAAUAAUUGGGUUAAAAGUAUUUAUUGAAUAAACGGUCAAUGCUGCAUAUUG